This is a messenger RNA of Syzygium oleosum, 2639 nucleotides long. Its product is annotated as serine/threonine protein phosphatase 2A 57 kDa regulatory subunit B' theta isoform-like. Gene Ontology annotation, molecular function: protein phosphatase regulator activity. The transcript has 3 exons. NCBI's taxonomy places the organism in Eukaryota, Viridiplantae, Streptophyta, Magnoliopsida, Myrtales, Myrtaceae. Gene Ontology annotation, biological process: signal transduction. The record is from RefSeq and is a predicted model, not a curated record. Bases 613 to 2187 code for a protein of 524 amino acids. Gene Ontology annotation, cellular component: protein phosphatase type 2A complex.
AUUUUGGACGAGGGUACUUCGGAAGUGUACCUUACCGAUGCUCUCUAUUACCUGGCCGGUCACUCACGAACGUUUCCUAUUCGGUACCCACGUCUCGUGAGUUCGCACCCGGAAGGUGCGAAUUUGCGGCCAAAAGCAAUUCGAACCUAAUGCGUGGGGCGAGACAUAUGGUAUGCAUCAUAAAACUCAACAUCAUGAUGUCAAUCAAGAGCGAAUCAUAUCGAUGAGAGAAUUGACACACGCGCCGCGCACUCUCUCUCAAUCAAUCUCUCGUCGGACUCUCAGGAGUUUGCCACUUCCUUUUUGACUCCGUCGCUAAAAGAGGCCCCUCGCUGUUUUCGGUCGCUCGCUCGCUCGGGUUCGCUCUCGCUCCGGUGCGUUCAACUUUCAAAAGCGAGUAGCGAGACGCGAAACAUCUCCGUCUCUUCCUGCUGCUGCUGCUGCUUCUUCUCUCCGAAGGAAGCCACAGUCGGUAAUAGCUCCGGAUUCAUGCGUCUGGAGCUAUUUCUUGAUAGAUAAGUCGAGGUUCUCAGCUUCUUGCUAGAGUGGCUUAGAUUCUGGACAUUGCUCGCCCGGAGAUAUUUUGGUUUCCCUGUGUUUUGCACUCGAGAGAUGAUCAAGCAGAUACUGGGUAGACUUCCGCGGAAGCCAUCCAAGUCCGAAAACCGUGACCAUGGAGGCUCGGUCGCCUCGUCUAUGAAGUCUAGCGGGGGUUCGAGGAGUGGCGAUGUUGCGAGUCAUAGACUGGAUAACUCGAGCAAUGUGUCUCUUCCAGGUCCUGCUUCUGCUUCAAAUUUGGGAAAUGGUCAUGGACGUAAGCCUGCCCAAGUUGUGAAUUCAAAGUAUGAUAAUGUGACACCUGCUUCUUAUGAAGCAUUGCCUGCUUUUAGAGACGUACCGAACUCUGAGAAGCAGAAUGUGUUUAUUAGAAAGUUAAACAUGUGUUGUGUUUUGUUUGACUUCACUGAUCCCACGAAGAAUAUAAAGGAGAAGGACAUUAAACGGCAAACACUGCUUGAGCUUGUGGAUUACGUCACUUCUGCAAAUGGAAAGUUCACUGAAACUGCAAUGCAAGAUAUUGUAAAAAUGGUAUCAGUGAAUUUGUUUAGGCCAUUCACCCCUCAGCCUCGGGAGAACAAGGUAUUUGAAGCUUUUGACUUGGAAGAGGAAGAGCCUUUGAUGGACCCUGCAUGGCCUCAUUUGCAAAUUGUGUAUGAAUUUUUUCUGAGGUUUGUUGCAUCGCCUGAAACAGAUGCAAAGUUGGCUAAGAGAUAUAUUGAUCACUCUUUUGUGUUGAAGCUGCUAGAUCUCUUCGAUUCUGAGGAUCCUAGAGAAAGAGAAUAUUUGAAAACGAUUCUGCAUCGAAUAUAUGGAAAGUUUAUGGUACAUCGACCGUUUGUCAGAAAAGCUAUCAACAACAUCUUCUUUCGUUUCAUCUUUGAAACAGAGAAGCAUAAUGGGAUUGCUGAACUUUUAGAAGUUUUGGGCAGCAUAAUCAAUGGGUUUGCUCUCCCAUUGAAAGAAGAACACAAACUAUUCCUUGUUAGGGCUCUUAUUCCUUUGCACAAACCUAAAUGCUUGCCAAUGUACCAUCAGCAAUUGUCAUAUUGCGUCACACAGUUUGUGGAGAAAGACUGUAAACUCGCGGACACUUUAAUUAGGGGUCUGCUUAAGUAUUGGCCUGUGACAAAUAGCUCAAAGGAGGUCAUGUUUUUAAGUGAGCUGGAAGAAAUACUGGAAGCAACUCAGCCACCUGAAUUCCAGAGAUGUAUGGUGCCCCUUUUCAGGAAUAUUGCGCGAUGCUUGAGCAGUUCACACUUUCAGGUGGCAGAAAGGGCUUUGUACUUGUGGAACAAUGAUCAUAUUGAGAACUUAAUAAGACAAAAUCGAAGCGUUAUACUGCCAAUAGUGUUCCCUGCUCUGGAGAGAAAUUGCCGUCAUCACUGGAACCAGGUUGUCCAGAGCUUGACACUUAAUGUUCGGAAAAUAUUCUCUGAUGUUGAUCCAGAGCUAUUUGAGGAGUGCUUGCAGAAGUUUCAGGAGGAUGAAGAAAAAGCUGAGGAUAUGAAGAAGAAACAUGAAGCGACAUGGAAACAGUUGGAAGACAUUGCUGCAACAAAAGCUGCGACUAACGAAGCAGUACUUGUGCCUUAUGUUUUACCCAGCCAAUUUUCUUCAACCCAGUAAUAUGAGAUGGGUAUGUGGUCAAAAGUUCCAAUUUUUUUUGGAUCUGCAGGCACCGUAAUAUGGUCAAUGUGCUUAGAGACUGCUCUCAGGGAUUAUCCGAUUGUCUUUUGGGCCUUUGGUAGAAGGCAUGCCCUGAUGGCCAAGAAUGUUGGAGGGAUGAAAUGAGCGAGCCACACUUCAGAAUUUAUUCAGGAGAGUCAGUCACCAUUCAAGAUGGAGAAAUGAGAGGUAGUUGCCAAGAGUUAACUUGUGAGGGGGGUGAAGCGGGGAAUGCCUGAUGAAUUGUGUCGUAUAUGAGAAACUGCUAUUUAACUUCUCCAUUAAGUCGAUGUAUGAUAGUAUUCUUUUUUUUUACUCCUAGAAUUAAAUUCCCCGUUGGCAUGACUUCUGGUUGUAUAGAUUCUGAUAAUCUCAAGAGUUUUUGAUACGAGAUGUGAUGGAUAGUUUCUUGA